Molecule: messenger RNA, 762 nt
Organism: Hyaloperonospora brassicae
Lineage: Eukaryota; Oomycota; Peronosporomycetes; Peronosporales; Peronosporaceae
Source: the annotation of a GenBank genome assembly
AUGUGGAGUCUGAAGGCGCUCGAGCGAGCGUUGCCCCCCGCUCUCGGCGCCCGUGCGGCCUUUGCGAGCUCUGCCGCGGCGGUAACUGCUGCAGCAGCAUUCGAAGGUGUGCGUCUCAACAACUUGCGUGACAACGAUGGCGCCCACAAGCGCAGUAAGCGUUUAGGUCGCGGCAUCGGCUCCGGCAAAGGCAAGACCUCGGGGCGCGGACACAAGGGACAGAAGGCGCGCUCGGGCGGCGGUUCUGGACGUGGUCCUGGCUUCGAAGGCGGACAGACGCCGCUGUACCAGCGCGUGCCCAAGCGCGGGUUCAACAAUAAGUUUGCGACGCCCAUGGAGACCUUGAACGUGGACAAACUCCAGCUUUUCGUGGACAUGGGACGUCUGGAUACGAGCAACACGAUCACAAUGAAGGAUCUUGUGGACUGCGGCAUCGUGACGUGCUCGCGCGUGAAGCACGGGGUCAAGUUACUGGGCAACGGCAGCCAGCACUUUACAGCGAAGCUGGACAUUGAAGUCUCACAGGCGUCUGCGUCGGCGAUCAAGGCAGUCGAAGCGGCUGGAGGCAGCAUCACUUCGGUCUACCACAACCGACUGGCGUUGCGUGCGCUGCUGAAGCCCCACAAGUUUGACACGAUUCCGCUGUCGGCUCGCCCGAACCCCAAGAAGCUCACGUACUACACCAACUACGAGAAGCGUGGGUACUUGUCGCCGGAGAUUCAGGUCAAGAAAGCGCUGGCCAAUGCCCAAACGUCGGAAUAG